ACUAAACUCUGGCUCUGGGGUCCGGGAGGGAUUUAGUGCAGUCUGAGGGGAAUAGAGAAACUUUUGGAGGACGGGCGACCCAGAUUCCACACACAGCUAUGCAGUUUCAGGAGUGGUUACGUUCCCUGCGUUUCAGCGGAGGAGAUGGGAAGUCUGAAAUGGACAAUCUGAAGACCCUCCUUCCAUCUCUCCCCCCGUCCUUCUCUCUUUCCUCUCUGUCCCUCUCUCCAUCCUCCAUCAUCGGGUUAGGAGCGUUAGCCUCUCUCACAACCUACUGGCUGGUGACCAGACCUCGUGCAAUCCAGCCUCCAUGUGACCUGCAGGCUCAGUCCAUCCCUGUACAGGGAGACCAGAGCUGCAGACGCUCUGCUUUACUAAAGGAUGACAAUCUGCUGGAGUUCUACUACGAGGACACAAAGACGGCAUACGACAUGUUCCAGAGAGGACUGCGGAUAGCAGGUGACGGCCCAUGUCUUGGCUUCAGGAAACCCAGAGAGCCCUAUCAGUGGAUUUCUUACACCGAGGUCGCAGAACGGGCACAGGUGUUGGGAUCAGGUUUGCUGGCGAAAGGCUGCAAGCCAAACCCUCAGCAGUUUGUGGGCAUCUAUGCCCAAAACAGACCAGAGUGGGUCAUUACAGAGCUGGCCUGCUACACGUUCUCCAUGGCUCUCGUGCCUCUCUACGAUACACUUGGAUUAGAAGCCAUGGUUCACAUCCUUAACCUGGCGGAGAUCUCUAUGGUGAUCUGUGAUAAGGAGGAUAAAGCAGAAUCUCUAUUGAAGAACAAGGAGAACUCCGUGACCCCCACGCUGUCCUGCCUGGUGCUCUUUAACCCCUUCAGCGCCGCCCUGCUGGAGAGAGGAAGAAAGUGCGGCGUGGAGAUAGUUCAGCUCUCACAGAUUAUGGAUCUGGGAAGAGAAAACCUAAGGUCUCCUGUGCCUCCUAAACCUGAAGAUCUGGCUGUUGUGUGUUUCACCAGUGGCACCACAGGAAAGCCUAAAGGAGCCAUGAUAACUCACGGCAACAUCGCCUCCAACACCUCCUCUGUCAUCAAGAUCCUGGAGGGCUUCUUUGUGAUUCGUCAAGAGGACGUGUCCAUCUCUUAUCUGCCGCUCGCCCACAUGUUUGAACGAAUGAUCCAGGUGUCGAUGUUCUGUCACGGAGCACGGGUUGGCUUUUACCAAGGGGACAUCUCUCUGCUGAUGGAUGACAUAAAGACCCUGAAGCCCACCUUCUUCCCCGUGGUCCCUCGAUUACUCAACCGCAUCUAUGAUAAAAUUUUGGGCUCGGUCACGUCUCCGUUGAGGAGAGUCAUUCUUCACUACGCCGUGAGGAGGAAACAGGCAGAACUGAGUAGUGGAGUCGUGAGGAACAACAGCCUGUGGGACCGGCUGAUCUUCAAUAAGAUACAGGCCAGUCUGGGUGGAAACCUGCGGUUCAUCCUCACUGCAUCUGCUCCAAUCUCUCCAACCGUCCUCUCCUUCCUCAGGGCCACCCUCGGCUGUCUGAUUUUUGAGGGUUAUGGGCAGACCGAGUGCACAGCGGGAUGCACCUUCUCCAUGCCGGGGGACUGGAGUGCAGGUCAUGUCGGCGCUCCUUUACCCUGCGCUAUGGUGAAGCUGACCGACAUCCCUGACAUGAACUACUACGCCAAGAACGGAGAAGGAGAGAUCUGUAUCCGGGGUCCCAGUGUCUUCCGAGGGUAUCUGAAGGAUGAAGAGAGGACAGGAGAGACUCUGGACGCUGACGGCUGGCUUCACACCGGAGACGUGGGACAGUGGCUGCCGAAUGGCACUUUGCGCAUCGUGGACCGGAAGAAGAACAUCUUUAAGCUGUCCCAGGGAGAGUACAUCGCUCCCGAGAAGAUCGAGAACGUCUACACUCGCUGUGUUCCCGUUCUGCAGGUCUUCGUGCACGGAGAUAGUCUACAAUCUUAUCUUGUAGGAGUUGUAGUUCCAGACCCGGAGGUGUUUGUCGACUGGGCCAAAGAAAGAGGGAUAGUCGGAUCAUAUGAAGAGCUUUGUCAAAAUCCUGACGUGAAGAAAGCCGUGCUGGAGGACAUGGCGGCAGUGGGGAAGGAGGCGGGACUCAAGUCGUUCGAGCAGGUGAAGGACUUAUAUUUGCACCCUGAAAUGUUUAGCGUGUCCAACGGCCUCCUGACGCCAACCCUGAAGAGCAAGCGUGUGGAUCUACGACGACUCUUCAGUGAGCAGAUGGCACAGAUGUACAGUAAAUCCUCCAUAUAGCUAACACACUCACUCAGCAUCAGUUAUCAAGCCAUUUCUUCUAAAACAGUUCAACUAACCUGCUAAAUAAGGGUGACGACACUAGGAAACCGUUCUCAAUAAUUUAUGAUCAAGACUGAAGUAUUUUCAUUUAGUAUCUAGAUUGAGUUUUAGGUCAGAGACACACUCUUCAUCUUAACACAUAGAUCAGGAAUGCUGGGAUUUUACAUGAUUUGGGAACAGAUGAACUAGCUUUCAAUUAUGAGCACCUCUAAAGAACAAUCUGUAUGAAUUUUGAUGCUUCGCUUCAUUUGUUGUCGGCAGAUGAAAUGUUUGUAAAUGAGUGUUUUCAACUGUAAAUGUUUGACUAAUUGCAGCUGAUAGAGCUGUACUGUAUUUUACAUUCUUUUAUUGACAGAAGAAUAAAGACAAUGAAUUAUUACAAAUUCCUGUGGAAUAACGAUCACUGCUCUUACUGACAUAGUGUCUAUAGAAACCGGGUGAUUCAGAAUGAUGUUCGACCCCCAUAGUGACGUCACUCAAAUACUUUCAUUCGAAUGUUAAUCUGUUGUUUACAAACUGGUUCAAUACCAAUCUUACCCAUCACUGUGUCUAAAGCCAGAUCCCAGAUGUGCACUGCCAUGAAACAGACUUGAAUGGUAAGAUAAAGGUGUCCAUUCAAAAUAAAAUGAGGUUUAAAGUCUUCACCUUGACCUGGUAAAGCUAUAUAAACACAUCAGACAAACAGUGGACAUCCAAAAGCAGUUUACUGUAAGACAACUAAACGACAUUAUGUUUAAAGAACACUUCGAUUUGAGAAAUGAAAAGAAGAAAUA
Molecule: messenger RNA, 3061 nt
Organism: Pimephales promelas (fathead minnow)
Lineage: Eukaryota; Metazoa; Chordata; Actinopteri; Cypriniformes; Leuciscidae
Gene: acsl2
Product: acyl-CoA synthetase long chain family member 2
Biological process (GO): long-chain fatty acid metabolic process
Cellular component (GO): membrane; endoplasmic reticulum
Molecular function (GO): long-chain fatty acid-CoA ligase activity
Source: RefSeq, a predicted model, not a curated record